CGUCAACAUGGCAGCAGCAUAUUCGGUUUUCUCAUUAAUUUGAGCCUUCUCUCCGCCUGCUCUCUGUGCACCCAACCUUCCAGAUGGCUGCCCCGUGCUUUCUGACGAGCUUGCAUGUCAAAAAAACAAACUCUAUCAAUCUGGAGCGGCACCACAUGGCAAUAUGAGGUGCGUUCCUUUAGAAGACGCCCGAUCAAACUACCGCCUUCUUUGCCAUGUCUUCUAAUGACUCCCGAAUCCAACCUCUGCCCCCCGAUGUAGUGGCAAAGCUCAAAUCCUCCACGGCCAUCACACACUUGAACGGGGUCAUUGUGGAACUAGUUAAGAAUGCCUUGGAUGCAGAUGCUCGCAUCAUCUACAUUACGGUUGACUUCCUUCGUGGGGGCUGUAUAGUCGAGGAUGAUGGGAAUGGGAUCCCACCAGCCGAGUUCGUACCCGAUGGGGGACUGGGAAAGGCGCACCAUACUUCCAAAUACCAUUCAAGUCAGGACGUACAUGGUCGCAGGGGGCUGUUUCUGGCCUCACUCUCUGCCCUCUCUCUGUUGACAAUUACUUCGCAUCACGUUCGCCAUCCGAGCACAAAUACCCUCACUUUUCACCACUCGACACCCGUUGCCCGGUUGAUGCCCGCUCCGGGAUACCAGGAGCUAAGGUUCAGCGCCCAUGGCACCAGUGUCACAGUCAAUGACCUGUUUGGGAACAUGCCUGUGCGUGUCAAAAGCCGAGCUUUGUCUCUCCAGAGACCAGAUGAAUUGGAACGGCAGUGGGAGGAACUCAGGCACCUUCUCGUGUCAUUUAUGGUUGCAAAUGACCAAAUGGCGAAAUUGGUGGUUUCCGACCCUCAUAGAGUGAAAAGACUCGCAAUUUAUCCUCAAACCCGUGUGCAACUACGCGACGGGGAACUUGAUCUCUCACGCAUUCGCUCCAUCCUAGCUCAGUCGGGACUGAUCGAGGCCCAGAGUACUAGCGUCUGGGAUAUUGUAUCGGCCAGCGUCGCUGACUUUUCCAUUCAUGCAGCCGUAUCCCUAACGCCUAGCCCCACGAAGAAGGUCCAGUUUGUCUCUCUAGGAUCAGAUCCGGUAUUCGCAAGGAACAACGCCAACCUGAUCUAUACUGAAGUCAACCGCCUUUUUGCUUUGUCGGAUUUUGGAACUGUCAGAGGUUCUCCGGCCCGAGCUGUAACCGGUGAUGGUGCUGGCCAAAGCAUGCAUAGUAAAACUAUGUCCAAAACAGUUAACAAAUGGCCUAUGUUCUAUAUACGUAUAAACACCCGUGAUGUGUGGACUAUUGACGGUGAAGGGCAGGACCUUCCUGAGUCAGAAAAGUCUCUUCAGCGCAUCAUAGAUGUGCUUUCAACAACGAUCAACGAGUUCCUAAGGCAGCGUGGUUUGCGCCCUCGAGCUGGAAAAAGGAAGAGAGGCACACCCAGAAUACCAUCGGCGACUACAAGUCCGCGCAAUCUGGGGGCUAAAAGGCCGCUCUCUCCGGAGAGCGCAGCUUCCUGCACGGAAGAAGCUCUGCGCCAUCAACACAAACUUCCCUCUUUCCGAAGACCGCCCAAUAUCAGUCACCAUUUUGGUGACUGGACCAGGAUCAAAAGUGCAAAGAGGGACACGGCAGGGACGCGUCUCCCUUUGCGUGGCCUCGAAUCCAACUCGACACGCCGUUCAGAAAAAAGGUCUUCCGCGCUGGCUGAAGACCGUCCAGACCAGGAGCCUGCGCUCCCUUCUGAACAUGGUGGCGAUGAGGGCUCUACCAUCGAGCCCGGUCCCUCUGGACAGCAGGAACCAGGCACGGAUAAGGGAAUACCGACUGGUACUCAAGAAGUGCCAGAGGUCGAUACCAUGGUGCCUUGGGUCGAUCCCUACAUGGGAAGAAGCCACUUGAUCAAUUCAAGGACUGGUCAGUCCAUACUCGUCGGGCCUUCGGUGGAAAUGGCUUGGACGCUGCGGCCCCGGUCAGCUGGCUCCCGAGCAGCGCCAAACCGGGCUCUCGACGGCAUCAAGCGACCAAAGUCCGCACCUCUGCGUAGGACCGAGAACAAAUGGAUUGAAACUCUUUUGGACAAUUGGAUAAACCCGGUUUUUGGUCGCCCCGAGAAGCCUAUCAAUGCUAUGGAAGCCAGUGCUGGUAACGAGGCAAUUCGCCCGGGAUCUAGUUCGCAUGAUCAUCGGGGUGACCUAUGCGGCCUGGACAGCAUCGGAGUGUCGAAGUUUCGAGGCAAGUUACGCAAACAGGACCUGAAAACCGCAGAAGUCAUCGCCCAGGUGGAUCAGAAAUUCAUCCUGACCAAGAUGCGAACUUCAUCCAGUACUUCCCUUGGUGAUCCGGCAUCAAGUCUCAUCUUGAUCGACCAGCACGCAGCCGACGAGCGAUGUCGGGUCGAGGGACUUUUGGCAGAGUUGUUCGCUUCUAGCGAUAGCCCCGGUCGCAUCCAGACCAUGCCAUUGGACCCCAUCAUUUUUGAGAUACCCGCCACGGAGGCGUCUCUUUUUGGACGGUAUAGGGAAUUUUUCAGGUUUUGGGGUGUAGACUACACCUUGGAACAAGGACCCAAAGACGCCAACAUCUUCAUUUUUGUGUCUACUCUGCCCACACUUAUCGCCGAGCGCUGCCGCGCCGAGCCCCAGUUGGUUACGGACCUCAUCCGCGGAGAGAUCUGGCGACGCGAAGAAGAGAACGGACGCGGCCGACCAGGCCUUCCAACCGGGUUGAGCGACCGAGCAGACACAAAUCUAGAUAAAGGCAGUUGGGUAGACCGCCUCGACGGCUGUCCUCGCGGGAUCAUCGACCUACUCAAUUCUCGUGCGUGUCGCACCGCCAUUAUGUUCAAUGAUGUUCUGGAUCGAGACGAAUGCCAGAGUCUGGUCCGACGGCUCGCCGAUUGCGUCUUUCCCUUUCAGUGCGCGCAUGGUCGCCCAUCCAUGGUACCUAUUUUGGAUCUGGGUGCGGCGUUGGAUCAGACUCCGUCCGAUGAGGAUGGAGAUGAGUAUGAGGGGCUGGGGUUUGUAGAUGCGUACAAACGUUGGCAGGAUGGGAAGGCUGAUUAGGAUAUGUGUACAUGCUUGUUAUGCACAAGUUACCUUGAAGUAGAUCCAGCCCAUGAGAUGCUAAGCGUUAGGUAUACCAUGCUACAUGCUUACGAUAGGCAAAGAUAUGACAAGAUCCAAUCAAGAUCAGAGUGAUCCAUUAGUCAGAGACGACUCGUAUGUUGCAAUGUGGUAUAUACAGAAAUAGUACAGGCUCCAGCCAAAUAUCCAU
Messenger RNA from Aspergillus ibericus CBS 121593, 3261 nucleotides. Its product is annotated as putative DNA mismatch repair protein (Mlh3). NCBI's taxonomy places the organism in Eukaryota, Fungi, Ascomycota, Eurotiomycetes, Eurotiales, Aspergillaceae. The coding region runs from base 216 to 3050 and encodes 944 amino acids. Gene Ontology annotation, biological process: mismatch repair. Gene Ontology annotation, cellular component: mismatch repair complex. The record is from RefSeq and is a predicted model, not a curated record. The transcript has 2 exons. Gene Ontology annotation, molecular function: ATP-dependent DNA damage sensor activity; ATP binding; ATP hydrolysis activity.